Molecule: messenger RNA, 1485 nt
Organism: Prionailurus viverrinus (fishing cat)
Lineage: Eukaryota; Metazoa; Chordata; Mammalia; Carnivora; Felidae
Gene: PIERCE1
Product: piercer of microtubule wall 1
Exons: 4
Coding region: 568-993 (141 amino acids)
Biological process (GO): axoneme assembly
Cellular component (GO): axonemal microtubule
Source: RefSeq, a predicted model, not a curated record
CGGCCCCGGGUCUGGCCGCGCAGGCCAGCGAUGCGUGAGCCCCGGGCCCGACUUCGGCCCGCCGCCCGCCCGGACGCCAAGGACACGGGAGGAUGGAGCGGCCCGGCGGGGUCGGGGCGAGCGCGGGGUGUAGGGGAGCGCGUCCCCCGGCCCUGUCCCCCAGCUCGCCGCCUGCACCCCGCACGAGCCGCCGUCCCCGUGGGGGCCCUCCUCACCUCGGGCCAGUCCAGCACAACGCGUCGCUCUCCCAGGGGGACUCCCAUAAGAUUAGGCGCAUCUGGAGUCUGCAUUUAGAGGCCGGGGACGGGGCGGAGGGGACGGGGCCCGACGUCCAGGGCCGGGGACACCCAGGCACGCGGUAAAGCGGCGUGCGGAGCUGGAAGCGGGCCUUCUGCGGGUGAAGGCCAAGACCUGGGGUCCCCAGGCCAGUAGGGGAGCGGCUGGGAAGGCCGCGGGCGCGGCGCCUUUAAGGCCCGACCGCCCAGUCAGGUGACCGGGCCGUCGCCUGGCAACGGGAAGCCGCGCGGACCCCGGAGCUCUCCCACCGACGCCACGGAGGUCAGGCUCAUGUCCGAGGCGAACCCCCGAGAGUGCGCGGAGGCCGCGGAGCCCCCGGCCCCGGAGGCCCCGGCGCCCGCGCCCCCGCAGAGAACCAGCGACUACUACCGCAUAGACGGGGAUCUGCCGGUCAGGUUCAACAACCCGGAGUGGUUUCGGGGCUACGGGACCAAGGAGCCUGUCUCCGUGUACAGGACCAGUAACCAAGCUUACGGGAGCAGGGCCCCCACCGUGCACGAGAUGCCGAAAGUAUUUUACCCAAAUUCGGGCAAGUUUUCCAGACAACUUGCGGCCGGUGGGAUGUUCCGGAACAAUACUUUCAACGUCUGCGUGGAGAAGAGCGUUGUGACGGGUCCCGACAACUACAUCACCUCCUACGACCGCUUCAACUUCCACCCCAGCUACAACGUCAACAGGCCCUCCAUCUGCGAUUGAGAGUCCUCGAUCGGUUGAGGUUUGCUAGGAUUCGUGAGGCCUUCAGUGAGGAGAGUUUUCUGUGCCAGUAGAUAUGUUUCAGACACGGACCUCCCCCUUCCUGUGUGAGGGCAGGACGUGUUCAUCAUGGGAAAUCCGGAAGGCACUCGCUCUAGACAGAGGCCACGGUUACGUUCCACGGAUGCUAUCUCCUUUACAAAAAUCGUGGUCCCGUCAGGGUGGGAAGGAAUGAAACGCCACGACUGGUUGUGUCUUCAUCAAAACCUUUUUAUUAUGAAUACACAGAAGUAGACAUUUUGGCCACAGGCUUAAUGUCCCAUGUGGGACGGAAAUUGUUUCCGGGGAAAGUCGAUAUUCUUAAUAAAAAGAUGCGAAGCUGAGCCCGAACCCAGGGUCUGUGCGUUAUCUUUCUGAGCCGCGAAACCAGUGCGCUCUCCAGGCAUCAGGCCAAAAAUUACUUACCAGGACCCUUCACUAAAAAAUACCCAAAUC